Molecule: messenger RNA, 492 nt
Organism: Prunus armeniaca (apricot)
Lineage: Eukaryota; Viridiplantae; Streptophyta; Magnoliopsida; Rosales; Rosaceae
Source: the annotation of a GenBank genome assembly
AUGGACAAACGAAGAUGGGAGGACUUGGAAAUGGACUGCUUGGUCAAAGUGUUGGAGAAAGUUGGAAAGGAGUCACUGCUUUUGGAUGUCCCUUUUGUGUGCAAGUUGUGGUACAAGGCGACCCUCAAUCCCUCAUGCUGCGAAUGUAUUGAAGUCUGGCCUUGGGAUGUGUCUGAAUGUCCGAAUUUUCAAAAUCUUAUGGACAGAUUUGUGAGUGAGUAUCAAAUUGACGGGGAUCGUUGCUCUGUCACCGCUUUGCUAAAGUUUGUGAUCAAUCGGAGCAGCGGAAAUGCUACUGUGCUCAAGCUUCCCAAAUGCUGCACAGUAGAAGCCUUUGAAUUUGCUGCAAAUGUCAUUUUUGUUGUUGUGGAAUGUGUGCAGUGUCCUGGCCUUGUGACUUUGAGUUUACCAGGAGAUGCAUUGGACAGCAAACACACGAACCUAGAGCUGAUUGGCAAGUGGAAACAUUUGGAGGUGUUAUCAUUGGGUUAA